Molecule: messenger RNA, 1398 nt
Organism: Dermatophagoides pteronyssinus (European house dust mite)
Lineage: Eukaryota; Metazoa; Arthropoda; Arachnida; Sarcoptiformes; Pyroglyphidae
Gene: Coprox
Product: oxygen-dependent coproporphyrinogen-III oxidase
Cellular component (GO): cytoplasm
Molecular function (GO): coproporphyrinogen oxidase activity
Source: RefSeq, a predicted model, not a curated record
UCAGCUGAUUUGAUUUUCAGGUUAGCUCAUUUUGUUUUUCCACAUGUGAUCUGAUCUGUUUUCAAAGAUUCAUUUUUUCCGACUGAAUAAUUCUGAAACGAAAAACGAAAAAAACAAUGUUACAUCAUUAUUCAAAUAUUCAUUGUUUGGCUUCAUUGGCUAUCUGUCAAUUUACCAGAAAAUGUCAUCAAAUUUAUCGAAAAAAUCAUUCAUCAACGAUGUUGAUGAUGAAACAUAAAAAGAAAACAAUGUUGGCAUUUAGUUUUGGAAGUUUUUUUGGUUUGUCGAAUUCUUCGAAUGAUAAUCCUUAUAAUUCAAAUUAUGAAUUUAUGUCCGAAUCAAUAACACCAAAAGAUGAAUUAUUAUUAUUAGCAAAAAAUGGUUCAAUGCGUCAUCAAUUUGAAUUAUUUGUUAUGCAAGUUCAACAAGAAUUUUGUCAAGCACUGGAAUCAAUGGAACAAAAAUAUACGGAUGAAAUUGAUGAAACAAAAAUAAAACGAUUUCAAUCUGAUCGUUGGUUGAGAGAAGAAGGUGGUGGUGGUAUCACUUGUAUCAUACAAGAUAGUACCGUAUUUGAAAAAGCUGGUGUUAAUAUAUCGGUUGUACAUGGACAAUUACCACCACAAGCAGCUGCACAAAUGCGUUCACGUGGUAAAUAUCUUUCCACUACGGAACCAUUAAAAUUUUUUGCUACUGGUGUUAGUUCAGUUAUUCAUCCACGGAAUCCAAAUGUACCAACAUUACAUUUUAAUUUUCGUUAUUUUGAAAUUGAAUCAAAUGAAGAUAAAAAAUCAAAUCAUUGGUGGUUUGGUGGUGGUACUGAUAUGACACCAUAUAUUCUAGAUGAACAAGAUGCCCGGCAUUUUCAUCGUCAAUUAAAACAAGCAUGUGAUAAACAUGAUUUAAAUUAUUAUCCAAGAUUUAAAAAAUGGUGUGAUGAUUAUUUUCAUAUUCAACAUCGUAAUGAAAGACGUGGUAUUGGUGGACUAUUUUUCGAUGACAUUGAUUAUCCGGAUCAAAAACGUGCCUUUGCAUUUAUUAAAGAUUGUGCACAUUCAUUAGUACCAUCAUAUAUACCGAUUAUUGAACGUAAUGUUCGAAAACCAUAUUCAUAUAAUGAUCGUCAAUGGCAAUUAAUUCGUCGUGGUCGUUAUGUUGAAUUUAAUCUUAUUUAUGAUCGUGGUACAAAAUUUGGCCUAAUGACACCUGGUGCACGUUAUGAAAGUAUACUAAUGUCAUUACCAUUAGUUGCACGUUGGGAAUAUCAACAUCAAGUUGCUGAAAAUUCUAAAGAAUCCAAAUUGAUGGAGGUUUUAAAAAAUCCACGUGAAUGGGUUUGACAAGAAAAAUAGUGAUGGACUGAAAACAAACACACAAAAAAAAUUCCAGAGCAAAAAA